CCCCCGAAGAGAAGCCCCCUAGGGCCAGGAGGGACCGAGCCACAGUCUGACUGUACCGAGGGGCAUCAGAAAGGGGAACGCGAACGUGAGGUUCCCGCCUGGGCUCCGCUGCCGGAUCCAGGCCCAUCCGUCCGCUCCCUUCUCCACCGCAGAGGCUGAGGGGCGACCUGGGCAGACCCCGCCGCCCGGCUUAACCCCCACCCAGCGCACCGCAGUCGGGAGCCCGAGAGGCAGGAGGGAGGGGAACCCGAGGCGGGGGAGCCGAGGCUGGAGUGGAGAGGCGGAGGCUGUGGGGACGUGGAGUGGGAACGUGGUGGUGCCUGGGGGAGGGGGAUUGGGGCUGGAGCGCGGCACAGGCUGGGGCUGGAGCGGGGAACGGGAGGGAGAGGGCGGAGCUGGGCCGCAGAGGCCCCUCCCCGCGGCGGCACCGCGGCCGGGCCUGUUAUUCGGCUCGCCGUUCGGCCCGGACCCGCGCAGCGCCAGUGACUCGGGGAGUCGGCCCCCGCCUUCUCCCUGCCCGGGCCUAGAACCAUCCCAAACCCGAGAGGCCGGAGACAGAGCUGGAGAGGCUGCCGCAUCCCGGCCCAGCUUCCCCCACCAUCCCUCCCCUCCCCGCUGGACAUCUGGACCCUGGGCCACGCACCGACUGGGUUCCGGAAACACUCCCCGCCCAGCUCGGCCGCCCGGCCUCCCGCCGCCCGCUCUGCAGAGCCCCCAGCCCUCCUCCAGACCAGACUUCCGCCUACCCCUGGACUCCCCCUCCCUGUUCCCUCCCUCCCCCCCUCCCCCAGCCUGGAGCGGGGUAGGAGGGAGGGGGGGUGCGCGCCCGGCGCCGUCCCCGCCCCGCCCCCCGUGAUUCCCCCUGCAUGGCCGGCCCGGGUGGGGGGUGCGGGGGGGCCCGGGCGCCAUGCGGGGGGGGCACAAGGGGGGUCGCUGUGCCUGUCCCCAUGUGAUCCGAAAAGUGCUGGCAAAAUGCGGCUGCUGCUUCGCCCGGGGGGGACGUGAAUCCUAUUCCAUUGCUGGCAGUGAGGGGAGUAUCUCAGCUUCAGCUGCUUCGGGUCUGGCUGCCCUCUCUGGCCCCAGCUCUGGCCUCAGCUCUGGCCCCUGUUCCCCGGGCCCCCCAGGGCCAGUCAGUGGCCUGAGAAGAUGGUUGGGUCAUUCCAAACAUUGUCUCAGUGUGGAAACUGAGGCAGACGGUGGCCAGGCUGGACCAUAUGAGAACUGGAUGCUGGAACCAGCUCUAGCCACUGGAGAGGAGCUGCCAGAACUGACCCUGCUGACCACAUUGUUGGAGGGCCCUGGAGAUAAGACACAGCCACCUGAGGAGGAGACCCUAUCCCAGGCCCCUGAGAGUGAGGAGGAACAGAAGAAGAAGGCUCUGGAAAGGAGUAUGUAUGUCUUGAGUGAACUGGUAGAGACAGAGAAAAUGUAUGUGGACGACCUGGGGCAGAUUGUGGAGGGUUACAUGGCCACCAUGGCCGCUCAGGGGGUCCCAGAGAGUCUUCGAGGCCGUGACAGGAUUGUGUUUGGGAACAUCCAGCAAAUCUAUGAGUGGCAUCGAGACUAUUUCCUGCAGGAGCUGCAGCGGUGUUUGAAGGAUCCUGAUUGGCUGGCUCAGCUAUUCAUCAAACACGAGCGCAGGCUGCAUAUGUACGUGGUGUACUGCCAGAAUAAGCCCAAGUCAGAGCACGUGGUGUCAGAGUUUGGGGACAGCUACUUUGAGGAGCUCCGGCAGCAGCUAGGGCACCGCCUGCAGCUCAAUGACCUCCUCAUCAAACCAGUGCAGAGGAUCAUGAAAUACCAGCUGUUGCUCAAGGAUUUUCUCAAAUAUUACAGUAGAGCUGGGAUGGAUACUGAAGAGCUGGAGCAAGCUGUGGAGGUCAUGUGCUUUGUACCCAAGCGCUGCAAUGACAUGAUGACCCUGGGGAGACUUCGGGGGUUUGAGGGCAAACUGACUGCUCAGGGGAAGCUCUUGGGCCAGGACACAUUCUGGGUCACAGAGCCUGAGGCUGGCGGUCUGCUCUCCUCCCGGGGUCGAGAGAGACGUGUCUUCCUCUUUGAGCAAAUCAUCAUCUUCAGCGAGGCCCUGGGAGGAGGAGUACGAGGUGGAACGCAGGCUGGAUAUGUGUACAAGAGCAGCAUCAAGGUGAGCUGCCUGGGACUGGAGGGGAACCUCCAAGGUGACCCUUGCCGCUUUGCACUGACCUCCAGAGGGCCAGAGGGUGGGAUCCAGCGCUAUGUCCUACAGACUGCAGAUCCUGCGGUCAGUCAGGCCUGGAUCAAGCAAGUGGCUCAGAUCCUGGAAAGCCAGCGGAACUUUCUCAAUGCAUUGCAGUCACCUAUUGAGUAUCAGAGGAGGGAGAGUCAGACCAACAGCCUGGGGCGGCCAGGAGGGCUUAGAGUGGGGAGUCCUGGGAGAAUCCGGCCUGGAGACCGGGCCCAGGUCAGCACACAAGCACCCAUCAACGGCUCUCUCCCCUCCCUGCUGCUGUUGCCCAAAGGGGAGGUGGCCAGAGCCCCCCUGCCCCUGGACACACAGGCCCUCAGUGACUUCCACCAAGCUCCUCGUGACUCUCCUCCAGCUCCACCAAUCCCAAAUACCCCUCCCUGCCAAGCCAGACUUGCCAAGCUGGAUGAAGAUGAGCUGUAACUGGUGAAGGCCUGGGGUGGUGCUGGCCCGGCCACCCUAUUUCCCGAGGAACUUCAGGGCAAACCUUCUGGCACCACCUCAGAAUUCCUUCUUGAUGUGUCUGGAGAGGGGGCAAGGCUGGGAGUGGUGUUGACUUGGACGAGGAUACCUAGACUCAAAAGGACUUCUUUCUGUUUAAGGAAUGUAGGUUCCUUCAGCUCCCACCCCUUCUGCAUGCAUCACAGGUGCCCCCCCAAAAGGAGGAUGUGUGGGUGGGUGGGAGGGCUGGGG
Prionailurus viverrinus (fishing cat) is the source of this 2920-nucleotide messenger RNA. RefSeq names its product Rho guanine nucleotide exchange factor 25 (gene ARHGEF25). NCBI's taxonomy places the organism in Eukaryota, Metazoa, Chordata, Mammalia, Carnivora, Felidae. The record is from RefSeq and is a predicted model, not a curated record. The transcript is spliced from 16 exons. Gene Ontology annotation, cellular component: cytoplasm; plasma membrane. Gene Ontology annotation, biological process: axon guidance. The coding region runs from base 908 to 2650 and encodes 580 amino acids. Gene Ontology annotation, molecular function: guanyl-nucleotide exchange factor activity.